AUGCCGCCCGGACCGGCACUGGCGCAUGCCGUGGCUGAGGGGCGGGAGCGGGCUUCCCCCAAGCGGCGACGGCGGGGCCGGAGCUGGAGCGAGUCGUCGAGUGAGUCUGGCGACGGGCAGUUCAACGAUGCGCUUGUAGAGACGACGGACGAGCUUGACGACGUGGACGUGAGCAAGGAGGCACUGAGCGUGGCGCUUGUUGCCGAAGCUCAGCGAGCGCCGUGCUUUGCUGCGAGUCGACUCGACGCGGCGUUUUCGCACACGUCGAUGGUGUUUGAGACGGCGGGCAUGUACACAUCGGGACCUGCUAUUGUGGAGAACGGCGAGCUGCAGCUAACACCUGCGCCGCCGCAGGGUGUGGCGUCGACGCUGCACAAACAGGGAUCGACCGGUGGUGGGUUUCUGCUCACGCGGCGGCUGCUGGCGGACGGAUUUGUGGUUGUGUUUGAGUACAAGGCCGAGCGCGACGACGGCGGACUCGGACUUGGCUUUGCGCUUGUGGCGCACAACGACCCAGCGCGGUUCCAGGCGCUCGGCUUUUCGGGCGCCGGGCUUGGCUGUGUUGGGCUGGAGGACGCGUUCUCGCUCCGAUUUGUCUCGUGUCAGCAGCCUGAUGGGCCGAUUUACACAAGGCUGGGCGUCCACUCUGCGCAUGACGGCGGCAAAGUGGCAGCCGUCGAGAACGUGGGCGACCUGUGCGACGGAGGCGUCCACGAGGUGCUUGUGCGGUACGAGCCGGCGAGCUCUGUGGAGGCGCCGCUGCUGCAUGUCGAGAUCGAUGGCGUGCCGCUUAUGGCGGCGCGGCUUGUGAGCGGCGACGUGCCUGCAGCCGGCUACCUCGGCUUUACUGGCACGUCUGGCCCUGGGGCGUCAUGGCUUCGGCACAGGAUCUCGCGGUUUGAGUAUGGUGCGCUUGCAGGAGUACCGAGCGAAGUGUGCCGGUGCGGGUGCCAUCAGCGAGAGCGGGACGGGUUGUGCGGUCCGGCGACGGUGGUGUGGCCGGAGCUCGAGUCGUUGUGGCGGUCACCUCUGGCGGUGAGCUCGCCGAUCAUAGUUCAUGUCUCGCUCCACGUGGAGCCGACGAGCGUGAGCGCUGGGAGCGUCCCAAUUGUGGUUGCGCUGUCUGACGGGGCCACGUUUGUGGGCUUUGAGCAAGUGCUCGCGGGGCUGGAGAGUGGCGACGAGUGGAUGCGAAACGACGAAGUGCUCGGGCAAAUGGGCUGGGCGCGGGCCGGCGACAUACUUUCGGCCGGGAGUGGGCAGUGGCUGCCUGUGGUAGCGCCGACGCUGCGAGAGCGGGUGUCACGCAGCGGAACGUGGAACGUGGGCGUGACGUUUGUGGGCGCGGGCUGUGAUGGGGCGUGGUGGGCGGCGCGGAGCGGCGAGGGUCUUGCAGCCUCGCCGGAGCUCGCUGUCUCGACGCUGCCUGUGGAGGCUGUGCUGGCGCGGCUGAAGAGCCCGGCGGCGGCGCCUGUGGUGAUGGGGCACGGGCUUGGCGGGCGGGUGACGGUAGAGUGGCUCGCGGGACGGAGCGACUGUGUGGCGAGCAUGGACCUUGCUUCGCUUGGCGUGGAGGUUUACUCGCCACUUGCGCACGGUGAGUUUGUGAUCAAGGGCGCAGUGGUGGCGGUGGGCGGCGGCGGGCGCGUGCCUGUGGUGAAUCGGCUGAGCGCAAGCGAACUUGCGCAACGAGCACGGUUCAACCGUGCGGUUGAACUGACGUCUGCAGGCGUUUGCUCCGAGGGCGCAUGCAUGUUUGGCGUGUCGGACACGCAGCGGCUGAUUGGGGUGUGCGUGGAGAAUGAUGGAAGUCCGAGGGUGGUGGCCGGGCGUGACGACGGCGACCCAGUUGAGCUCAGUCUCGACGGCCUCCACGAGGUGGACAUGAAGUGGUCGAGUGAUGCAAAGAGCAAGAGGCGGCCGCUGGUUAUUCACCUCAGCUUUGGAGUGUCUGUUGUCCGAGUCCGAGUUUUGGCAGCCGAGAGUCUCGCCGAGCUGGGCGUUGGCGAGGUGUUUGACGCUGAUGUUGUCGACGUGUUUACGCGACCGCUGUUUGCGGUUGUGGCGAGCACCGGGCUCGACGGUGGAACACGGGUGUCGUCGGUGGCAGUUGGCGCUGGGCAAGGGACGCUCGACGCUGUGAGCGCAGAGACGCUUGUGGAUAUUGGAAUAUGGGCGCGAGAGGUGGCAGUGGACUCAGGAGCUGCAGUUGGAAGCGAAGCCGGGAUCGGUGGGCGGGUGUUGAGCGUCUCGCUGGCUGCACUGAGUCGCGGGGUGUGGGGCCUGGUGGCGCCGACAGCGGAGGCUGAGCGAGUCUGUCGGGAGUACGAGCAGCGAGUCCGUGGCUCUGUUGUGGAAGUACCGGAGCAGCCGCUGGGCGUGCUUGUUGCCGGGCAUGCGGUGGGCGAGCUGGACGCGCGGUUUCGGUGGGUCAUUGCGAUUCGUGUCCAUGUGGAGUCGCUGCACAAGGCGCGCGGUGAGUUGAAGCGCGAGUCGCUGUUUGUGGGCGUCGGCGACAAGCGGCGGUACGUCGGUUAUCUGCGACAGGGCGCGCCGCGUGUGGGUGAGGCCGGUGGGGCUGUGGUCUCGGGCAAGGCGGUGUUUACGGCCAAGGAAGAGUCUAUGGCCUGGGAUGGGCCUGCGCUGGACAGCGAAGCUGCGGUGAGCGGGUGGCACGCCUCGCGCCUCGGCGAACUGUUCACUGUGGUGGUGGGCGUGCCGCGGAACGGGAGGCAGAGCGGCCGCUCGCCGUGGGUUGGCGUCUACUCGGCAUCGGAAGAGCUGUGGCUGGUGCAGGACGAGGUGAGCGGAGUGCUCAGUGACGACGCUUGUGAGCUGGGGCUCAUGUUCUGGAGCCGCGAGGCAUCUGCCGAGUAUCGGGUGCGCGACGUGUACGUGCAGCUGGUUGACAUGGAUGCUGGCGGGAGCGUGUACACGCAGGACAUGCCGCCGCGGUGGCUGAUGCACCACGGGCGGUUUCCCGGCCGCCGCAAGCUGAUCGAGGUGGGGCUGGGCAAGCUUGCGGGGCGGCGGACACGGCCGCCGCUGGCCAAGCUGCUUGUGACGGCGCAAGUGCGGAUGACUAACGCAGGACCUGUGCUGGAGCCACCGAUCUUGUUCGAGCGGUUGUCGGCGUUUGUUAAGCGGGAACAGGCUGGUGCGCUGCGGGAUGUGGUGCGGCUGAUGGAGCGGUUCCCGUUCCUCUCGAUCAAUGUUACCGGGCACGUGGCGCGGGCGUUUGCGGUUGGGAGCCAACGGAGCGCGCCGGGGCUGGGAUCUGACGCGCUGGCGCGCGGACGGGCUGAGGCUGUGGCGCGGGUGCUUGAGGAGCUGGGACUAGCGCGCAAGCGGGUGCGGGUGGUGUGCGGCGGCGAAGGGCCUGCGACCGGGCCAGCGGACGUGGUGGCGCUUAGCUGGGACGUGGAGCGCGUGGCUGUGGGCGUGUGGCAGGCCGAGGUUGCCCCGCUUCUUAUUCCGACGUUUGACGGCGUAGGCGGCGAGUCUGCGCUUCAGCCGGGAUGGCAGGUGUUUGGGCCCGGCAGCGUGUCGCUGGUGACCGGCGGGUUCGAGGCCGGGCAUGAGCGGCCGCGUGCGGCGUGCAGCCUGCUGACCAAGACGCGUAAGAUGCUUGCGGACGGGUUUUCGGCAGGCGUGCUCGUGAGCGUGGGGCCAUCGGCAGCAGCGGGCCUCCUGGAGGCUCGCGGCGGUGCCGGAUCUGUGGUUGCUGGGCGUGCGGGCCUUGUGUUUUCCGAUGAGUUGGAGGCCGGUGAGCCUGCGCCGCGGGGGCGGGUGGUUGUUGGUUUUGAGUUUGGGGUGGAGACGCGGUUGGUGAUGCGGUCGUGGGACUGUGACGGUGGCGGGCGAGUGUGGGGGGCCGUGAGCGGCCGCGAUGGGCUGUCUGUCAUCAACGACGGUUUCGAGCACGAGCUGGGCGUGGUUUUUGAGGCAGUGCGUGGAGACGCCGGUGUUUGCCGUGUGAGCGUGGACGGCGACGAGCUGUUGGUGGUGGCGAUGCCUUCUGGCUUUGCUGGGAUGCUGCCACUGGGGCACGUAGGUGUGGGCGUGGUCAACGGCGCUGCGGCGACGAUCAACGCCGAGUUUCGGUGCCUCUCGUACAGCUACGGCGGGCCUGCGAGCCUGCGAGCUGGGGUGGUGGCAGAGGUGAGCAAGUGCGAGGCGCCGCCGGUGCCAUGGGUGCUCACGAUUGGCGGGUACGGAUUCCGGACCAAGGGCGGGGUGGACAUGGGCGGUGUUGAGGCCGGAGCAACUGCCGGGGCCGCGGGCGGAGUCGGGGCCGGGGCCAGGGCCAAAGAGGUUUGGGCCGAGGUCGAGGUCGAGGCCGAGGCCGGGGGCGUGGAGGGCGGCGCGGGCCGGGGAUGGCUGUGGAGUCUGGGCUGGUGA
Messenger RNA from Thecamonas trahens ATCC 50062, 4401 nucleotides. RefSeq lists its product as uncharacterized. The coding region runs from base 1 to 4401 and encodes 1466 amino acids. Lineage: Eukaryota; Apusomonadida; Apusomonadidae. The transcript is spliced from 6 exons. The record is from RefSeq and is a predicted model, not a curated record.